This is a messenger RNA of Cannabis sativa, 1781 nucleotides long. RefSeq names its product probable dolichyl pyrophosphate Glc1Man9GlcNAc2 alpha-1,3-glucosyltransferase. Gene Ontology annotation, molecular function: dolichyl pyrophosphate Glc1Man9GlcNAc2 alpha-1,3-glucosyltransferase activity. The transcript has 2 exons. The coding region runs from base 84 to 1664 and encodes 526 amino acids. NCBI's taxonomy places the organism in Eukaryota, Viridiplantae, Streptophyta, Magnoliopsida, Rosales, Cannabaceae. Gene Ontology annotation, cellular component: endoplasmic reticulum membrane. The record is from RefSeq and is a predicted model, not a curated record. Gene Ontology annotation, biological process: protein N-linked glycosylation.
AUUUUUUACAUUAACUUGAAAUAUUAAACUAAAAAUAUAAAAAAUGGAGCCUUUGAUCUCCAUUUCAUAAAGACUUUAGGUCCAUGGAAGAACAGAGCAACCAAAGGAACCCCAUUUCAGGGAUUUGGUGGUUCUUCGCCAUAGCCACCUGCCUGAAGCUCCUUCUGAUCCCAUCCUACCACAGCACAGACUUUGAGGUCCAUCGCAAUUGGCUCGCUGUCACAAACUCUCUACCAAUUUCGCAAUGGUACUCAGACGAAACCAGCCCUUGGACGCUGGACUAUCCACCUUUCUUCGCUUACUUCGAACGCUUCCUCUCAAUCUUCGCCAAACUCAUCGAUCCCCAAAUUGUCGAUCUCCAAAAGGGUUUGAACUAUAACUCAAAUACUGUAAUUUAUUUUCAAAGAAUUACUGUGAUUGUAUCAGAUUUGUGUCUUGUUUAUGGGGUUUUAAGAUUGACAAGAAAUUUGGAUUCAAAGAAGCGAAAAUCGAUAUGGGUAUUGGUUAUUUGGUCCCCAAUGCUUAUGAUUGUAGACCAUUUGCAUUUUCAGUAUAAUGGGUUUCUCAUUGGGAUUCUAUUGAUUUCACUUUCUUAUGUUGAGGAAGGAAAUGAUUUGAUGGGUGGUUUUGUUUUUGCUGUCUUGUUAUGUUUUAAGCAUCUCUUUGCUGUGGCUGCACCUGUUUACUUUGUCUACUUGUUGAGGCAUUAUUGUUGGAAGAGAGGGUUUUUAAGGGGUUUUAGGCAGCUUUCGGCUAUGGGGACCGUGGUUGUGGCAGUUUUUGUAGCAGCAUUUGGACCAUUUUUGUAUUAUGGGCAGAUACAACAAGUCAUCAGCCGCAUGUUUCCCUUUGGUAGGGGACUUUGUCAUGCAUAUUGGGCACCAAAUUUUUGGGUGCUUUAUAUUAUACUAGAUAAAGGGUUGGCAUUCUUUCUUAGAAAACUUGGUUUCAUUAUUCAAACACCUACAGCUUCUUUCACUGGUGGGGUUGUUGGGGAUUCUUCACCUUUUGCUGUCUUACCUCGGAUCACUCCAUUGACAACUUUCCUUAUGGUUCUCCUUGCUUUAUGUCCUUGUCUAAUUCAAGUUUGGAGAAAUCCACAGCCAAAGAAGAUUACAAGAUGGGUAGCUUACGCCUAUAUGUGUGGGUUCUUGUUCGGUUGGCAUGUGCAUGAAAAGGCUUCACUUCAUUUUGUUAUUCCUCUUGCCAUUGUAGCAGUGCAGAGUAUGGAUAUGGAUGAUGCAAAGCAUUACUUCAUUCUAUCAAUAGUGUCCUGCUAUUCCCUAUUCCCACUUCUCUAUGAAAGUCAGGAGUACCCAAUAAAAGUUGUAUUGUUGCUACUACACUCCAUACUGAUGUGGUUAGGAUUUUCUGCACUAUAUCAAAGUGGUAGAACUGUGAAAACAAGGAAGGAAGUAAAGACAAGUAGUUCUAGUACAUUAGCUAUGGAGGAGGAGGGAGGGUUUAGUAUUGGCUUACUUGAGAAAAGCUAUUUGAUUGGCAUUAUAAUUGUUGAAAUUUGGGGUCAAUUUGUGCACCCUUUGGUUCUUGGUGACAAGUUUCCUUUUAUACCUCUGAUGUUAAUCUCUAUAUAUAGCACAAUAGGAGUUGUGUACUCUUGGAUUUGGCAGUUAAAGUGGAUAGUAACAAGUGUUGGUUCAUAGUAACAAAUUCUCCAUUUUAUUCAAAUUUAUGUAAUUGGUCAACUUAGAACUAGGUGAAUACUUUUCAGAUCAAUUUUUUUGAGCAAUAAUGAUCAUCUACUAUUAAUAUGGUGAUCA